Metopolophium dirhodum (rose-grain aphid) is the source of this 1808-nucleotide messenger RNA. RefSeq lists its product as uncharacterized. Gene Ontology annotation, molecular function: DNA binding. Bases 430 to 1392 code for a protein of 320 amino acids. Gene Ontology annotation, cellular component: nucleus; transcription regulator complex. Gene Ontology annotation, biological process: regulation of transcription by RNA polymerase II. The transcript is spliced from 3 exons. The record is from RefSeq and is a predicted model, not a curated record. NCBI's taxonomy places the organism in Eukaryota, Metazoa, Arthropoda, Insecta, Hemiptera, Aphididae.
AGCCUUGGUUUCCUACAAUCACGCGUGCGUGAUUGCGCGGUGCGCGAUGCGUGAUGCGUGAUCGCGCAAAAGUUGAAACCACGAAAAACUAUGUAAGUGUUUAUUAAUAAUUCACGCGCGUGAAUAUUCGCGCGCGCGAUUGUCGAUCACGCACUCCAGUCACGCAGCUGUCGCCACGAAGUCAACUUCUGCGUGAAACGCAUUGCGGGAUUUCAUUUAUUUUAAUAUAUUAUUUAAUUAUUAUUUAAUAUAAUAUUAUUGUAUUAUAUGUUUUAUUUGAUUUUAUCAAUAUCAAGUCAAAUCAAACGGCAGGUAGAAGUAAGUAAGAAUAAUUUUCAAAUAUAAGCUGCUAUAUAAAUAACAAAUAAUUUUUUUUUUGUAAAUUAUUACAAUUUUCAAUGUUUUUUUUUAAAUUAGUUUUGGUGAACUAUGGAGUCGAGGGCAUUUAAUGUUAUGGAUGACGAAAAACUCAUAGAAGUUGUUCGUAAUUAUCCUGUAAUUUAUAAAUUGAGUGACAAAAAUUAUAAGGAUAAUUGCAUUAAAGAUAAUGUUUGGAAAGAAAUUUCACAGUCUAUUGGAAAAAACGUAAAUGAUUGUAAGACAAGAUGGCGCACAAUAAGAGAUUCAUAUAAAAAAAAUUUAAAGAAACGAAGAUUAGGUACCGGUUCAGCAGCUACAACAAAAUCGAAGUACAAUGACGAUUCAUUAAGUUUUUUAGAUAACAUCGAAAACGAAAGAAGAACUACAUCGAACAUUUCAGUAGAAAAAAAAGCCUGCAAUGACAACACAAACUACUCAGAAAUGGCCGUAAAUGAUAGUUUUGACCAAACUGAAGAAAUCGAGCCAGAGAAGGAACUGUUACUUAAAAGUUCUGAACCAUUAUUAGAUAUGCCCAUUGAUGACAAACUACCAAAUACAGAAAUAAACCAUAGUUUGAUAGAUUCAUUUACAAAACCGUGCGAAAAAAAAACAACACGAAGAGCUCAAGAUAAAAUAUUAGAUGAAAUUAAAAAAGGACGAGAGGAGCGAUUGGCAGCGUUAAGAGAAAUGAAACAACAAGAAUCUAUUGAUCCAAUUCAAACUUUUUUUAAAAGUAUGGCGUCAACGGUUUCAAUGUUUCCUCCAGAAUCAGUUGUGGAAGCCAAAAUGAGGAUAUUUAACAUUGUUUCCGAAAUGGAAUUACGCUUAUUAAAAACAAAGGCUACCACGAGUACACCACCUGUAGAAACAAUGACAUCAACAUCAACAUUUUCAUCGAAUCUGCAAGUUCCUACAAUACUUGCCGAUGAAUCUUCGUGUUCCACUACGAUGUCAAGUGUUUCGGACAUUUCAAAUCCUACUCCAUCUGCGAAGUCCAAUUUUUCUUAUUUAAAAUAUCUCGAAGAAUAUUAAUUUUUUUAUUUUUAUUAAGCAAGUUUAACAUUUUUCAUGCACAGUUUUAUUUUAUUUUAUUUUGAAAAAAAAUUAUUUUUUGAUAUUUUAUAGUUUGAAAAUUACCAGAUUGGUACGAAGUUAGUAUAUAUAUUAUUUUAUUUUAUUAAAAUGAAAUCUCCAUAUAACAUUGGUGUAAAUUUAAAUAUUUAUUAUUUUUUGUUGCUUUAUUUUAAUUACUAUUAACGCUCAGUGGUUAGGACUUAGGUUAGAUAUAUUCCAAGUUCUAAAUAAAUAAUAUGUAUGUAUUUUUUAAAUGAAUCAUUCUAUCAAUAUCAGAAUAAUAUAAUUGAAAUGGAAAAUUACCCAAAUAUUUAUUGUCCCUUUCUUAUUUUGAUAAAUAUACCUAUAGUACAAUAAUUUUACUUACCUUAGAG